ACCACAGAUGAGAACAGAGUUUUCACGGAGUGUUUGACUGCGUCUUCUUUCUCUUCUUGUUCUAAUAAAUUCAUUACAUUCCGAUGGAAGAAGACGAACAAGAUAGAUUUCUUUUUAUCAUUCCUUGUUCUCAUCUAAUUUUAAUAUAAAAAAAAUUCAUGAUGGUUUCGCCGUCUGAUGCCGACCCUUUUGAAUUAAUAAUACCUUUUCUCCAUAUCACUCCAAGCGGCAAAAUUACAUGUUUUCAUCAGUCUCUCUCUCGCUUUUUUUAUUAUGUUUCUUGGUAACUCGGGAGAAGAAUAAGUAUAUGGAAAGAGUCUUCUUUUAUCAUAUAUGUAUAUUUAUAUUCCAUAUAUGAGUAAUUAUUAUUGCCUUUUGUAUCGAUUUCUCUUGUUCAAUGACCAACAUGUGAAGAUCAAUAUCUGCUUUUGCCUGUCAGUUUAAAGCCAUGGAAAAUAGAAGAUCUCUAGAGGCUAUGUCAGAGCUAAUAGCAUCAGCUAGGGAGGUUAGUUCUCUGGCGCAAAGCCAUGAAACUGAGAGGCAAAUUUUCACUGAAUUUGCUUUUUUGGUUGAUAAAUUCAUUCCAAUUCUCAAUGAGUUAAGCGAAGAAAAUAAAAUUUUGGACCACCCUCCAGUCCAAAAAGCUGUAGAAUCACUAGGGAAAGAGUUCAACCGCGCCAAGGCUAUGAUCAGAAGUCCGAACCCGAAAAGUUUGGUUAAGCAAGUGGAGAACAUGAUUCAUGACUUGGGGAGAUCAUUAGGCCUCGUGCUAUUUACCAGUCUUGAAGUUUGUGCAGAUUUCAAGGACAAGAUUGGGGUGCUCCAUAGAGAAUUGAUGAAUGCGAAGCUAGACCCGGGUUCGGUUGCGAGCUCGAGUCACCAUUCCGCGAGUGUUGGCGAGUUGGAAGUGGAAGAGGAAAUACAGGAGGAGAGGAUUAGUAUUGGUGUUGAUGAGGUUGUGGUGAAAUUGAAGUAUGGUGAUGAUGAAGAGCUUAGAUUGGCACUUUUAAUAUUGAGUGAGUUGAUCGGAGGUAAGAAGGUUGGGAAUGAGUGGAUUGAAUAUGAGGGAGUUAUUCCUGCUUUAUUUAACAGGUUAAGCUCUAGUAAGCCAGAACAUAGGCUGACCAUGAUUCAUUUGCUGAGAACCCUUGCUCUGGACAAUGAUGAAAACAAGGUAAACACUGUGCAGGAAAAGAUGGCAGAUGUGGGGUUCUUGUCAACAUUAGUGAAGUCAUUGGUAAGAGAGGAGGAGGAGAGGAGAGAAGCUGUUGGCCUACUAUUGGAUCUUUCUGAAGUUUCAGCUGUCCGGCGGCGGAUUGGCAGAAUCCAAGGUUGCAUUGUCCUCUUGGUUGCUCUACGAAAUGGGGAUGACCCUGUCGCUUCACGUGACGCUGCAAAGCUGUUGAAUGGCUUGUCUUGCAACGCACAAAACGCGCUGCAUAUGGCGGAGGCAGGCUACUUCAAGCCAAUAGUGAAGUACCUAAAGGAAGGCUCUGAUAUGAGUAAGAUCCUUGUGGCAACAGCACUUUCAAGGAUGGAGCUCACAGAUCAAUGUAGAGCUUCCCUUGGAGAAGAUGGGGCCAUAGAACCCCUAGUAAGAAUGUUCACUGCAGGAAAACUUGAAGCCAAAUUUUCUGCUCUAAACGCUCUGCAGAACUUGUCAAGUUUGGCAGAAAAUGUACAACGUUUAAUCCAUUCAGGCAUUUUGUCAUCUCUACUUCAGCUACUCUUCUCUGUUACCUCCGUGCUUAUGACUCUUCGUGAGCCCGCAUCAGCAAUUCUCGCAAGGAUUGCUGAGUCGGAAUCCAUUCUCGUUAAUCACAAUGUGGCUCAGCAGAUGCUCUCACUUUUGAACCUUUCCAGUCCAGUGAUUCAGAUUCACCUAUUGCAAGCUCUUAAUAGCAUUGCCUCGCAUUCUAGUGCCUCCAAAGCUAGAAGAAAAAUGAAGGAGAAUGGUGCUGUUCAGCUUCUCUUACCCUUUCUCAUGGAAACCAACAUCAAAAUAAGAAGUAGUUCCUUGAAAUUGCUCUACCCUCUUUCUAAAGAUUUAUCACAAGAAUUGUCAGAACAAAUAGGAGAAACACAUAUCAUUAUAAUUAUCAACAUUGUUUCAUCAUCAACAUAUGAGAGUGAAAAAGCUGAUGCACUUGGGAUUCUGAGCAGCUUUCCUGUUAGUGAUAAGAAAGUUACUGACAUACUUAAGAGGGAAAACUUACUACCCAUUAUUGUCUCCAUGACGACUUCAAGCCCCGUGACAACAACGCCCGAAACACUACAAUUGUCAGAGAGCAUUGCAAGCGUCUUGAUUCGGUUCACUGGUCCUUCUGAUAAGAAGCUACAGCUAUACUCGGCAGAAAAUGGGGUGAUCACUUUACUUGUGAAGUUGCUCUCAAGUGAGUCAACGGUUGCUAAAUGCCGCGCUGCAACCUCACUAGCUCAGUUAUCACAGAACUCACUCUCUCUAAAAAAGUCAAGGACGCCAAGGUGGUUCUGCGUUCCACCUUCUACAGAGGCCUUUUGCGAAGUUCACGAGGGCUACUGCUUCGUGAAGAGCACAUUUUGCUUGGUCAAGGCUGGUGCUGUGCCCCCACUGCUCAGAAUAUUGGAAGGCAACGAGAGGGAAGCGGAUGAAGCUGUACUAAGUGCCCUCGCGACUCUAUUGCAAGAUGAAAUUUGGGAGAACGGAAGCAAUUACAUAGCGAAAACAUCACGGGUUCAAGCCAUUGUAAAAGUGUUGGAAUCAGGGAACACAGAGGCGCAAGAGAGAGCGUUGUGGAUACUUGAGAGGAUAUUUAGGGUUGAGGAACAUAGAGUUAAAUACGGUGCAUAUGCUCAGGUUGUGCUUAUUGAUCUGGCUCAGCAGGGAGAUUCCAGAUUGAAAUCAACCAUUGCAAAGUUGUUAGCACAGCUGGAGCUCUUACAGGAUCAAUCUAGUUACUUUUGAGACAAAUUGUUACAUGAAACCAGAAUUAUUUUUCUCAUAUGUUUGUUUUUUCCUUUUUUUUUUCCUCUGUUUGCCCUGUAAAGACAUUCAUUCAAUACUUUAUGUUAUACAUCUUUCAGUUCCUUA
Molecule: messenger RNA, 3070 nt
Organism: Morus notabilis
Lineage: Eukaryota; Viridiplantae; Streptophyta; Magnoliopsida; Rosales; Moraceae
Product: U-box domain-containing protein 44
Exons: 4
Coding region: 449-2944 (831 amino acids)
Molecular function (GO): protein binding
Source: RefSeq, a predicted model, not a curated record